AGCUGCCCUACUACUGCAGAGUGAAAACUUAUUUCGUUUCACAGAUUAAUGUAAAAACAAAAAGGAGGAAAGAGGAGAAAAGGUCAUCUGGCUUUCGCAUUAAUCUUGCGUUCGACCUUCAUCAUCUUGCGUUCGACCUUUCCCAUACUUUGUGGCAUUAUUUUUAACUUCUGCAUCCCCCCCAACUUGUUGUUGCCUUCUCCUGUACAGACUUAUCCAAAGUUAUAAGUGGAUAUAAAGGGAUUGCUCCAUUAUCGAUACUUUGUGAAUAAUUAUGGCUCAAGGAAGUUACGUUUUGAGAAAUGUUUCAGGUCAAAGCACUGAAGAGUGUGUUCCUAACUACCUGGGGAUUGACUAUAGUUAUCAGUUGGACGUGGACUACCCUAAGAGUGUGGACAAUUUCCAAAACGGCGCCACCAUUAAGCGGUUAAGCCUUAAAAGGAGGCCCAGAGUGGCUGUCAAUAAUGUGGAAAAAACGCAGAGUGACAUUUCACCCAGCGAGUGGCAUUCUGCAGAAUCUUUGUCAUCAUCUAGCAGUGAUGAUACAAGACUACUGGGCAUGUCUUCUACCACAAAAGGUCGACCUCCUCUUCCUCCACCACAUGGUUCCUCGUUGGAUAACAAACCCUCCAGGAAUGAACGAGCAGCAACUUCUCAGAUACUUAAUGAGCCAAAGCCUCAGCCUGCUGCAAGAUCUCUUGCAUUACAAAGACAAAGCCCUGUGAUGGAAAAGACCUUAAUGGGGACCCUCAAACACUUGGAACAGGAGGUGACGAGCCAGCCUCCACCUCAGCCCUCUCCCCGUCGUCGGCUGGCCAGCUUUGGAGGGGUAAGUUCCCAUGGGUCGCUUUCCCCCUUUACUGGCCUGGGCGCGUAUAAUCAGAACAACAAUGGGAACAAGCCUACUGGCACAGGCGGUGAUAUACAUGUCCACCUUAGCUCGUCCCUGGGCAGUAGAGGCAGCACAGGAUGUCUUAGGCUGAGCCCACAGAGCUCUGGGAGAACCACCCCAGUUACAGGACUCGGCCCCAUGCACCUGCAGCAUGUCCGUGACCAGAUGGUGGUAGCUCUGCAGAGGCUGAAGGAGCUGGAGGAGCAGGUGACAAUCAUCCCUAUCCUUCAGGUAAAAAUCUCAGUCCUUCAGGAGGAAAAGAGGCAACUGGUCUCUCAACUCAAGAACCAUAGUGACAACGAGGACAUAAAUUGUGUGAUCUGGCAGAGAGCAUAUAGCAUGGAAAAGUCUGACAUUGAGAAUAAGGUGAUUAACAAGGAAGGACCUGAAGGCAUAGUCAGAAGUGACUGCACCAACUUCAGGGAGUUCAGGGAAUUGACUGAAGAGAUGCAGGCAUUGGAAAAAACCAUCAAGGGCGGACAUUUGCAAGCACGGCAUGACAAAACUCAUAGCCUUCUGCAUGACAAGGCUAUCAAGUCAGUCACAGUGGGAACUGAUAACGAUAUCACCUUGUCUAAACCCACUAAAGAAAACAAAUAUGUGAACACUGAUCAGGUAAAGACGAGGUCCAUUGCAUCAGAAGUGUCUGAAGUUAAUCUUGGAAUUUACACAGAACGGGAAGCAGAGAUUGAUGCCCAACAACUAAUAAUUGGUGCCUUAAAGGAGAGAAUUUGUCACUUAGAAGCAGAGUUAAAAGAAUCCGCUCUCAAGACAGAGAUGAGUCGUCUGAAACUAGAGCUUCAGGCUGCAGGGGCUAGGAACCGAGUUGAUAAAGCCUCCUUUGCUAAACCAUCCACUGUGAGCACAGGCAUCGAGGCAAGGCCUCACACCACAAGCCAGGCAGUGGGUAAUCACACAGAGCUCCGAGAUGCCAGCACCGGGGAGGCAAUAGAGGUGAAGUCUGUGGGAGUGUCGUGUUGGAGGCCUGAGCUGAAGAAUGUUUGCGCAGGACCAGAUGUACCCAUGAGCCACUGGGAGGUCAGGGAGCGAGUGGCGACCAUGGAAAAGGGUGUGGGGAUCCAAGUUCUUACGAACACACAAGGAGUUGGGAGGGAGAUAAAGUUAUGUGAUGCAGAAACCAACACAGAGGUACCAGUGGAGAAUCUGGGGUCUAAGAAAAGAAAGAUGAAGUAUAAUUCAGUGGGUUGUGGGGACUGUUCUGUUGAUGUGAUCGUCUGCGAAGCAAAGGAAGUGGUUUCUCAAGGUAUUGCCACUGAUCAAGUCAGAGGUGUUGAUCUGGGAAUCAUGGCAACACCCCACACAGCUUCCCAGCGUACCAACACUGUAUCCAGCUCAGUGUCACGCUUUACCAACACCAGACAUGCCUUCAACACAGACUCCAGCACUAAUACUGUCCUAAGUACCCAAGACAAGCACACCAACACCACUCAGACUGUUACCAGGACAGUGUCAGUAGGCAACAGGGUCGAAGACAUCAAAUGCCCACCGAAGACCUGCACGGUUGGUGUAGGAACUGUAAAUUUGCCAGGAAGUGCCUUAAAACAAACAACAGGGACAGUCGCCAAGGUAACCCGAGACGCUGGUGUUGGAUUAACGAAUAUUAAUGACAAUUUUCUGGUUGGACUGAAAUCCCGAAAUAUGGCAUGUGGACCAUCCCAUCUGCCUGACCCCAUCAAGACAAGGAGCAUUGGUGUAGGGGAGGGGAAGAUACGGGAUUUGUCAGUUUCAUCGAGUACACCUGGCCAGAUAAUCCAGCAAUCUUCACAGUCCCAGUGGGACCCAGAGCUGAACCAUUACAUAGAGAAGAUGCACUGGUUGCUCAGGGAGCACGGGGACCUGCUCACAGAGGACCACGCUCAGCAGAGGGAUGGGUUUGUCCAGCAGCACAGUGAACGAGGACGUGCCAGCUCAAAGCUGUCCUGUAAUAACAAAGCUGCAGCGCAAGGAGAACUAGAAGUCCAUCCUUUAGAUUCUCAGCCACCAGUCAGCAGAGAGUUUCAGUCCCCAUCUCAACUCUCAGUUGACUCUAAUAAGUGUGACAAAACAAACCCAGGAAUCUGCCAACAGGGUGGCAGUGAUUCAGAGGUGAAAAGAAUGAUACAGAUGUUGGAACAUCAGGCAUCAUCAGCUCUGCAAGAGGCACGUGCUGCAUUGUUGUUUCCAGAUAGGUCAACAAAUGCCGGUGUCCUGCGAUCUGUAAUGAAGAAACAAAAUGGCGACCAAGGCUGUAGCAGCAACAGGAAGAGCAUGAAGUUAAUGAGGGUGACCACAGGACUGGACCCCAUGUCAUCUUACGAGCCCUUUGCCAGUGAGAAGGCUAACUCUGAGGAAGUGGAAAGGAGAGGAAACAAAAAAUCAAGGGAAGCUUCGCAAGAUGGAACGCAAGGAAGAAAGGGCAAAGGUGGCUCCAACAAGGUGUCCAAAGGGUCUGCAAAAUCACAAACACAGAGGUGUAAGAUAAGUGAAACAAUGUUUUCUGCUUGUCAAGCCUUGAAGUUACACCUGAGUGAAGACACAGCUUUAUCCAGAAGCGAAUUGCAUAACUGUCUACAAACAAUCCAGCAAGAGUGGUCGUCUGUGUCCAGCCACAAGUCAGCUUCUGCUGACACUAUAGGGAAUUACUUGUCUACAUUUCGGGUCAUUUCACCUUCAGUAUUGCAACAUAUAGCAAAUAUGGCUGACAGCAAUGGAAACACAGCUCUGCACUACAGUGUGUCUCACUCCAACUUUGGCAUUGUCAAGAAGUUGCUUGAUGCAGAGGUGUGUAACGUUGAUCAACAGAACAAAGCCGGUUACACGCCCAUCAUGCUGGCUGCACUCGCAGCCGUGGAAAGUCCAGAGGACAUGAGAGUUGUGGAGCAGCUCUUCACAAAAGGAAAAGUCAAUGCAAAGGCAAGCCAGGCCGGUCAGACGGCUCUGAUGCUGGCUGUGAGCCAUGGCAGGAUGGACAUGGUGCAGGCACUCCUGGCACAGGGGGCCGAGGUCAAUCUCCAGGACGACGAGGGCUCCACGGCACUGAUGUGUUCGAGCGAGCAUGGCCACGCCGACAUUGUUAGGCUAUUGCUGGCACAGCCAGACUGUGAUGCCACCCUGACUGAUAGUGAUGAAAGCACAGCCCUGUCCAUUGCUCUGGAGGCAGGACAUAAUGACAUUGCAGUGCUCCUUUAUGCACAUGCCAACUUCUCCAAAGGACAGACAGGGGCAGCUGCUCGUCACAGUGGCAAGUCUCUUUCCUCCUCUGGUGGCAGAAAUAUCUUUGAAUGAGGGGAUGCCCCAAAGCCUGAAUGGAUUCUUCUUGAAUCUUAUUUAUCAGGUGAUUUAGUAUCGAGGGCCCCCAUAAUGAUUUUAACAGUCAGGCAAUUGACAGAAUGCUAGUUAGUAUGUAUCUAGUAUCUAGUGUAGCAUUUGCAAAACAUUGCGUAGUGUGUAUUAUAUUGUAACUCAGCAGGUAAUAUAUGCAUGGCAGAGUAUGUUAUUAUUCUAUGUCUAUAAGAGAUUAUUGUCGUAUUCUGCAGUCAUUUAUUACAUACUAUCAGUUCAAAGUUUCUUUAAUUGUUUUAAUUCUCUUUUUUGUAAAUACUAUUUAAUUGCUGAACAAUACACAGCACAGUAGCAUCAAACUCAUAAAGAUGUGUGAGUAAUUAUGUAAAUACAUUUAAAAAAAAAAAUAGAUAAUAAAUAGCUACACAUAGUCUUGAUUUGUCAAUUAUUCUGAAAAAAAACUUAAAAUCUUAAAACUAGGUAAACUUUGUACAUCCAUAUUUUUAUUGUAAUGUAAACAAGAUUGUUUUUGUAUUUAUCAGUUGAUGCUUUUGCUGUAUAUGUACUGCUUCACUAGAAUAAUCCAAAACAAGCUCCUUAAUUGUUAAUAUACCGUAUAUUCAGUGGUGUAGUCUACGUGAUACACAGUAUACCCACUAAGAAAGCUCAAUGAUUUCCAUAUA
This is a messenger RNA of Perca flavescens (yellow perch), 4857 nucleotides long. RefSeq names its product KN motif and ankyrin repeat domain-containing protein 1. Gene Ontology annotation, biological process: negative regulation of actin filament polymerization. The record is from RefSeq and is a predicted model, not a curated record. Bases 275 to 4177 code for a protein of 1300 amino acids. Gene Ontology annotation, molecular function: protein binding. The transcript is spliced from 12 exons. Gene Ontology annotation, cellular component: cytoskeleton; cytoplasm. NCBI's taxonomy places the organism in Eukaryota, Metazoa, Chordata, Actinopteri, Perciformes, Percidae.